[Torrubiella] hemipterigena is the source of this 4345-nucleotide messenger RNA. Lineage: Eukaryota; Fungi; Ascomycota; Sordariomycetes; Hypocreales; Clavicipitaceae. The record is from the annotation of a GenBank genome assembly.
CUCCAAGUAAACACCUCUCCCAGCGCAACCACCGCGAUUCAAUCCGCCAAUUAACACACUCGUGUAUCGCCUAAUCAACCCCUUUAUCAAUACACCAACAACAACCCGCAAGCUGGGAGGCUUGUCCGCCCAAACGCUUGUCGCAAUGCCGGCACUCGACGUCGACAAACCCGGUGUGUCUGCCGUGGACACUUUUGGCAAGCUCCUCUCCGAGCUGGUCGAUGAAGCCACAAUGGCCAACGAUGCCGACUUGCCCAACAUCUCAGCCCGGGCCGUCGCCGCCCUACCGCCGCUGGAGACGCCGCACGAUGAAGACAAGGAAGCCGACAAGACGCGGCAGUUUGCUAUUAUUGAAGGAGCGGCACGAGAUCUCUUUGACCGACUGAUAGCAUCAACCCCCAUCGAGGCCCCCGAGUUCGACCAAAUGUGGCACUUCCUCGACAUCCUCUCCGUCCUCUCUGACGAGGGCCAAUGCGACCCGGCCCUUGUCUUCUGGCUCAUAGAAGAGCUUCUCGACAGCCAAACAAUCACAGGGUGCCGUGUAAUCUUCGACUACCUCGAGUCGCGCCGCGAGCGCAUCACGGCAAAACACUUCAAACAAAAGAACCUUGUCAUCCUACGAAGCUGCAACGAGCUGCUGCGACGUCUCUCGCGCGCCGAAGAUACCACCUUUUGCGGCAGAGUGUUCAUCUUCAUGUUCCAGAGCUUCCCGCUGGGCGAUCGAAGCUCCGUCAACCUGAGAGGCGAAUACCACGUCGAAAACGUCACAUCCUACGAGCACGAACCCAAGCCAGAGCAGAUGGAGGUUGACACGAAUGACCAGACUGCUACUGCUGAUAAGCGCCCGGACCCAGACGUGCUGUAUCCCAUGUUCUGGUCGCUACAAGAAAGCUUCAGUCAACCGCUUAAGCUGUUUGACGAGGCACACUUCAUUCAGUACAAAACAAGCCUCGAGACCACCAUGAAGGCGUUUGAAGCGCUGCAGCAAGACGGUCCGCGAAACCUCAAGCGCAAAGCUGACGAUGGCGAAGCUCCUGAUACAUUUAACCCCAAGUAUCUUACUAGCCGCGACCUGUUUGAACUAGAGAUUAGCGAUCUCUCGUUCCGGCGGCACGUCCUCGUCCAAGCCCUCAUUGUCACCGAAUUCCUCCUCUCUCAAUCCGCCCAAGGCAAGCAAAAGCUAACGCCUGCCACCGGCCUCAACAAGGCCGUCACAUAUGCCCACGAGCUCAACGAAGACGACACAAAAUGGGCAACAGACAUGAAGAAGCGCAUAUCCGACUACCUCCGCAAAGGCUUUGACGGCCCCUACUUUUACCGCAUGGUAGAAACAGUGCUCGCCCGAGAUAAGAACUGGGUGUUCUGGAAGCUAGCCGCCUGCCCCAACAUCCAGCGCGAGUCCGUCACACCCGCAGACUUUCUGUCGGCACGAUCAUCGGCGGCUCGGUCCGCUACAUCCAAGCGUCUCCGUACGACGCCCAUGGGCGCUGUGUCCAUGGACUUUUUGAACUCUGACGACACGGACGCCGCGCUGGCCGCACUUAAAGAGCAAGACCGCUCAGCACUACCUGCUCUCGAGUCGUUUGAGCGCGGCAUUGCCGAUGACGACUUUGAAAUCGGCAUGCCUACCAACGAAAGCACAAAGGCCAAGGCCAUCGAGACCAAGUCCAGCAAAUCGUGGCGCGCUCUCCGCAUCGCCGCACGCUCUAAGCUCGCCGCUUUCGACAAGAUCGACGACCCCAAGAACAUCUCCAUCGUGUUCAAGGACGUUGUUGACGAUGAAGAAGAGGAAGACGAAGAGCCCGCCGCGGCUGCUGCAGACAUGCCCUUAUCUACGACACCUAUUGUGCUGGUCGCCCCGGAUGCCGUUGUUGCAGGGCUUCUCGAGAAGCGUCCCGGUGUGUUUGGCAAGGUAGUACGACACACGACACGCGACGCAACCGAGGGCGAGACAAACGGCAAGCAUUUCCAUUUCGUCACGAAGCAGGAAUUCAACACGCUGCGCGACGGUGACCGACUAGUCGAGUAUUCGGAUGACACGGGCACCAGCACCAAGGCGAUCGAAGCGGUCGUGGAGGCCGGCAAGGUGCCGUUGAUUGUGGCGGAUCUGGCAGCGGCCAAGUUUGCUAUCGACAUGGGCUUUGAGGCCCGGUAUGUGCUUGUGCAGCAGGCAGAUGAGGACGGUGAGGGCUUUGGGUUGGUGGUGAAGGGUGAUUCAGCGGUGGACGAGAUUGAUGCAUUUGUGUAUGGCGGCGAUGCGGUGAUGGAGGAUGUAGAGGAGAAGAAAGAGGAGGGUGCUGAAGAGAAGGAAGAUGAGGAGAGUAGUAGCAGCGAGAGCAGUAGUGAGGAGGAGGAGGAUGAAAAAGACGAGGAUGACAAGAAAGAACAGGACGAUGAAGAUGAGGAUAAGGACGACAACAACGAAGACGAAGAAGAGGAGGAGGAGGUUGAUGAUGAAGAACAGUAAGACGAAUAAACGGGGCUUGUAUUUUUACGGUAAAUUAAUUCAUGAAAUGUUAGCAGGAUGCGGUUUAUAUCUAGUUUACUAAACAACGGAACAUUAUCACAACCACACAAGUCAAAUCACUAUAAACGAAGUGCACAUGUAAAUAUGGAAAUUUGAAGGUCGACAUUGAUAAACUAGCUAACUACUUGACAAAACAAAGGGUAACCGUAUUCAGAGAAUGGCCAGUCCUUGCCAUUUACUCGUCAUCCUCCUCCUCAGAAGACUCCUCCUCAGAGUCGGCCUCCUUGAGCCAAGUGAUGAAGGGCUCAGCAGCGGCACGGAUCUUCUUGGCAACGUCACGCUCGACGUACUUGACAUUGGCCUUGGUGCUCCAGUGCAGGACAACCUCCUCGGUGAUCAAGUCGUGGUGGUAGUACAACUGAAGAAUCUUGACAAUGAGAGAGUAGGCGUCGGGCUUGGUCUGGGACAUAAUGAAGAGCAGACGCUCGGUGCCACCAAGAAGGGCCUUUUCAAACUUUUCACCGUUAAUCACCUGCUUGAGCAUGGCAGCGCGCUUGGGGAUCUGGGCGACAAUGUUCUCGUUGAAGAGCACCUGGAUCAGCACAGCAACAACCUUGUGCUUGCCCUCAAUACCCAGCUCCUUGGCCUUGAGGUACACAGCAAUGGAGUCGACAUUGUCAAUGCCGCCCUUGGCUUCGGCCUCGGCCUCGGCCCAGUCGGCAAGGUCGUCGUAGGUGGUGCGGCCACCGGCCUCCUCGUCAUCGUCAAGGCUCAGCUUCUGCUUGAACUCGUCCGGGAGUCUGGCCUGGCGAGCCUUGACGGCAUCCUCGCUCAUGUCAACAGCCCACUCAUCGUCACGGACGACAACCUCCUCAACAGCAGGGGCGGGGAUGGCAUCAUCAUCGCUGGCAGCGUGGCCGUUGCCGUUGGUGGGAGCGUCAUCCUCCUCGUCCUCGCUAGCAUCACCGGCAGUGACGUUACCGCUGGCCUUCUUGGCACGGCGAGCGGCCUUUCUGGCAGCCUUGUCGUUGCCCUUCUUGGCCUGGUGCUUGAUGAUGAAGCCACUGAGCUUCAGGCGCAAGUCGACAUCAGUGCGCUGACCGCAAGCCUUACAGUCGAGCAAGAUGCGGGGGUCGUUGAUGACAAAGUCAGUCUCGGGGUUAAGACACUUCUUGCAGAGGACAAACUUCUUGAUGAAGCCGUCGAGGAGGUCCUGGAGCUUGGCAGACUCGUGGGCACCGUUGAUGAUCCAACGAUCAUCCUUCGGGUCGGUGUUGGUCUGGGCACCAAGCUCAAAGGCAAAGUACUUGAUGACAUAGUUGGAGUCGCGAUCGAGGGUUCGGGCGACAGAGGGCAGGUUGACGACGACGGUCUUGAUACCGUUUCCUUUGCCUUCGACCUUGGUCUGGAGACGCUCCAUCUUGUAACGAUAAAAGGGAUCGGUGACAUCGCGGCGGACGUUGACGGUAGCCAUGAUUGCGGUUGGGGGGUUUGAUGUGUUAAAAAAAGACGUUUUGUUUUUUUGGGUUUGGUAUAUUGUCGAACUGUUAAAUUCGACUAGGACUGUGGAUAUUGGGACAAGAUUGGAGUCUGAAGUAAAGUAAUGCAGGCAUCAACUCUUUGAGACUUGGAAAAAUGCAAGAAAUAUCAACCGUGAGGACCGAUGUCGGGACUGGAGGGUUUCCGCGGUAUGUGGAAUAGCGCGAGGUUUAGGAGGUGUCUGGAGACGGAGAGCUGGUCGUGCUGAUACAUAAACAAGAAGUUUACGCAAGUGAGAAAUGUAUCGUGUGCUGCUUGAGGGAGUCGACAAGCUGUGGGAGAAGGGUGACUCGGUGCUAAAGAUUCGCUGUAGGUGCGGGGUGCGCGACGACGGGGUCG